CACGACGUGCCGCUCGUGCCUCGCGAUCUCGUUGGAUUUACACGCACUCCACUCACUUUCCCACCCCUUCCACCCUCGUCGCCGCACUGUCACUCUCAUUUGUCACUCGGGGAGCGAUCCAACAGUGAUCCGGCAUCGAUCGAGGGGAAGAUCAUCGAUCUUUCCGACUGAUUGUUUUUUUCUUUUUUUUUUCUGACUGUGAGUUUUGCGAGGCGCCGAAUCGCGGAUUCGUCGAACAGUGCAUGUAUAUUUAUACGACAGCGACGACUGCGUGACGAUUGCAUCUGCAUUUUGGGAAUGCGACAGUGCGUUGAAAAAGUGCUCGUAUUGACUCGUUAAAAUGUGGAUCGCGCGAUCGCGAUCGCGAGUGAAGAACGACUGACACGGACGAUUUAUUCCGUACAGGACCGCUCGACGUAUCCGCUCGAUGAUACGCUCGUCCGUUCGCAAUCGAUGGAGUGGAUCGAAGUGACUGAUCGCGACGCGAUGACGGAAUGAAUGUGAGUGCGGACGCGUGCGUUUAAUCUCGGGAUCAAUUUGCGAUCCAGAUAAGCAGGGCUGCGUCCACAAGCGCUCGGGAAGCGAUCCAUCGUGAGAGUCGCAGCGUCGUUGCUUGGAACAGCUGCAACGGAGACGCGCAACGAACCGGAAGUGACUGCACCGUGUGUGUCAACGUCAUUGCGGUGAACGGCGCGUAAAAGUGCGCGUAACCUUAGAACGCUACGAGGGACAGUCUCCUCUUUCGAUCUGUUGUAUCGCGAACAAGUCUUCGUGCGAGUUCUGCGGAGAUUCGGGAGGCUCGAGGUGCAUUUUCAGCGAUUUGGAUGCAUUUCUGGAGUAGACGGUGCAGACGGUGAGCGCUGCCUCGUCCAGGAAUUUCAUACGCCGUGUCCGAAAAGUGUCGUUUCGAGACCCGUGUUUCGCGAAAGGUGCAUGUCUGAGAGAAGGACACGAAUAUUUUGCGGCCAUCAUGAGGACACUCUGGAUCGUGGUGGGCAUUCUACUCGAGAUACACUUGUACUUCACAGUGAGCCAGGCCAAGCAUCAGCAGAAUUCAAGUGCCAAUAAUGUAAUCGCCCCAUUGAAUGUCCCGGAGGGUAAAAAUGAAGAUGUUCCUGAAGGACCAAUUGGAGAGGUGCUUGCUCAAAGUGGUAGCGUGGCAGUUUUGCCGUGCAAAAUCACCGAUCCCGGAGCUGGAACCAUCACAUGGGUGAGGCGGAGGGACAGGCAGCUGUUAACAGUCGGUACCACCACGCAUUCCGUCGACAACAGAUUUGUCGUCAGGCACUCGAGCACCGAUUGGCAACUCACGAUACGCAGCGUGACGGCAGAGGAUGCCGGCAUUUACGAAUGUCAGGUGACGUCGCAUCCGGUGCAGCGAAACUUCGCCCGUUUGAAAAUCACGGAGGCGUACUCAAUAAUACCAGGCGCGCCUGAUCUGCACGUGAAGCAGGGCUCGAGCCUCCGUUUGGAAUGCCAACUUAUGGCGGCUACGGAAAAGCCUGUUUACGUCUUCUGGUAUCGUCAGGGUCGUAUGAUAAAUUACGAUGAGGAGCCUGGUGUCGACGUCAAGCUCACGCCAAGUGGCUCCAUUUUGACGGUGAAUAAAACAAAGCUUACGCACAACGGCAACUACACGUGCACGCCUAACAACGCCAAGGCAGCGUCUGUCAUAGUUCACGUGAUCGAAGAGGAGGAGAAGCCGGCGGCGAUGCACGGGGGCGACAGAAGGAACCUCAGCCCGGCAAUUUUGGCGAGCAACUUUCUGGUGUCCCUCCUGGCGGCCGUCAGCUGGAGGAUACCGAGUUUCACGAGCCUUUACCCGACGUGAAUUACCGCCGUUCCGGCGGCAUCCUGCGGGCCUGUGUCCCCUCACGACGACGCGGACCCGCGGAGGAAACGAGUUCCCAGGUCGCGUCGUCUCGCCGCUCGGCGCGGCACGACCAGCCCUACCACCUUCCUCCCAUCCUCGCCGCCUGUUCGUCCCGCCCCGAGAGAAGAAACUACACAGUGCCGGGAAUUGUGCGCGUGCUACCGCGAAGCUCGGCGAUACCUCGGUUUACCUUUGCCGUGUGUUUCUCUUGCGUAUACUAAAUAAACUCUGUUCCGUGAUGGGGUGGCCCGCAGUUGCGGUUCACGCGCGUUCAGCGCAGCCCGUAUCUGACACUAUCGCAGUGGCUCGGGGGUUGAGAGCUGGCCCAGACGAGCCCGUUUGUUUGGUGCACACCUGUGAAACCUGUGAAGCCCCCCCCUCUUCAACUACCCCUGUCACCAGCCCUAACCUACUUUCUUGGCCCGUGCUCGCGCGAGUGCCGCGUAAAUGGGAUCUGUGAAGUUUUGCGGGACAUUCUGUUAAUAUAAAAAAAAACAAUUACAGCUCCAGUAGCACUUUUCAUAGCUCUACAGUUCCCUAAAAGUAAAAAAAAGUUUUGUAAUUUUUUUUUUUUUCAUUUUUAUAAGGAAUUGUAGAACUACGAAAAGUGCUACUGGAACUGUUUUUUUUAUAUUAAUUGUUUUCUAUUAAUUUUAUAUUAAUUGUGUUUUUAUAUUAAUAGAAUGUCGUGCUAACUUCACAGAUCCGCGUAAAUGUGCUUGGCCGGACGAUUGUACUCCGUUUUGGAAUUGAGCUAACGAUUUACCGUAGAAUACGUUUUACUCUUAACACUCACGUGUAAUCUCCGCGUUUGCGUUGCGUGCAUAGUUGCAAUUCGAGCCCCUGUCCGCGCGAUAUUUCCGUGAUAAAGAGUUCAGCGUUUUAAAUAUUAAUUUUACCUUUUUUUUCCAAGUAUAGUUAAAUUAUAAAAUUUAUUUCAAUACU
Linepithema humile (Argentine ant) is the source of this 2818-nucleotide messenger RNA. RefSeq names its product neural cell adhesion molecule 1-like. Gene Ontology annotation, biological process: synapse organization. NCBI's taxonomy places the organism in Eukaryota, Metazoa, Arthropoda, Insecta, Hymenoptera, Formicidae. The record is from RefSeq and is a predicted model, not a curated record. Gene Ontology annotation, cellular component: neuron projection membrane.